CGCUUUCAUCUCCGGUGAGUUAGUUACUUUCCAUAAUUUUCUACUUUACUCUGUUCUCCGGUCGGGUUCUUCAGUUGCAGCCAUCACUUAACCAUGUCUUUUUAGAAAACCGGAAAGGCUUGAACAAAAAAGGUAUGCAAGGACGAAUCGGCACAAGUGGUGAAGACAGGAUUAGCAUAUUGCCUGAAUCUUUGCUAAGUCACAUACUUUGCUUUCUUACUACUAAGGAUUCUGUUAAGACAAGUGUUUUGUCCUCAAGAUGGAGAGAUCUCUGGCGAUGGGAUCCUAGAUUAGAUUUGGACAAAUCUGACUUCUCAGAGGACAAUACCUGUGUGAGCUUCGUCGAUAAGUUUCUGAAUUUCCGAGGCGAUUCCUACUUGCGCGGAUUCAAGCUAAACGCUGACCACGAUGACUAUGAAAAUUCUACAGUCGAGGCAUAUCUAAUGAGAGUAGUCAAGUGCAAGAUUCAACAUUUCGAAAUCAAGAAUCACUUUGGAUUUUGCAUCCUUCCUACAACUCCUUCAAUCUUUUUAAUGUGUGACACAUUGGUUAGCUUGAAAUUCAGUUUCGUGAUUCUGAACGACUUCAAGUCUUGCCCUUUACCUCGUCUCAAGACUCUGCACUUCGAAAAGGUUGUAUUUCCCGGAGAUGACGCUGCAGAGACAAUAAUCUCAUGCUCUCCGGUUCUCGAGGCUUUAAAAAUGAGCCAGGGAAGAUACGAUUCCGUACAAGUUUUACACGUCCGCUCUAAGUCACUGAGGAACCUCACUCUUGAACGGACGGAUCCUGAUUGUGUUGAGAAUGGUGGGCAUACAGUUGUGAUCGAUACUCCGAGACUCGAGUAUCUGAGUCUCAAAGAUUACCAAUACAAAAGCUUCAAGAUUGUCACUAUGAGUGAAUCUGUCAAGGUUGAUAUUGACGUCGUGUUUGAAGCGGUAGGUGGUGUUGCUGGUGCACUGGUGGAGAGAAAUAAUAUUUGUGAUUUUCUAACCCGUGUUUCAAACGUCAGAGAUUUGACCAUCUCAAGGAAGACUCUUGAGUUCAUCUAUUCUUACCUGGAAAUGAACCCACGAUUCAAAUUUCAUGGCUUGGCUCGUUUGCGUGUUACUAUGUUCUCAAACUCCUCUCCAGAGAUGUUACCAGUCAUUCUUGAGACAUGCCCGAAUCUGAAACAACUCAGCUUGGAAUUGGUUCAUGAUUCUCUGGUGACACAGGGGGAAAGUGGACUUUUGACGUUGCUGCCUCGCUCUUUGAUAUCGUCCCUUGAAUCUGUUGAUAUUACAAGCCCGAUCACGGAUAAAGCAACGGAGCUGGACCUGGUUAGAUAAUUUCUAGAGAACUCAACAACACUCAAGAAGCUUGUUCUGCGUUUGAAUCAGUCUUGUCGGAAAAAGCACAGUCCCGGUCUCUUGAAACAACUCUUUGAAUCUCCAAGACGCUCUAGUUUUUGUCAGUUUGUCAUUCUUUGACAUCAAGAUGUUAGUGCAUUAGUUGAACCUGGAUUAUGUUAAAAUCGUAUGCAUUUUAUACACCAUGAGUAGUUAAUGUAUAGUGUAUUGCUUGAGAAUGAAAACUAGGAUCUGAGGUCUUAUACAUAAAC
Messenger RNA from Eutrema salsugineum, 1600 nucleotides. Its product is annotated as FBD-associated F-box protein At5g18780. The transcript has 4 exons. NCBI's taxonomy places the organism in Eukaryota, Viridiplantae, Streptophyta, Magnoliopsida, Brassicales, Brassicaceae. The coding region runs from base 135 to 1328 and encodes 397 amino acids. The record is from RefSeq and is a predicted model, not a curated record. Gene Ontology annotation, molecular function: protein binding.